GUUCUGCUUAACAGCAGCUGGCAGCCCAAGCUGUGCGACUUCGGCUUGGCCAAGAUCCGGGAACAGACAGCAUUGCAGACAACGCUCCGUGGAGUCUCCCCCAUCUGGGCGCCGCCGGAAAUUUUCGAUGACAAGGGCGGAGGUGUGACCGAGAAGGUUGAUGUUUACUCCUUUGGGGUCAUCCUCUUUGAGCUCUCGACACGGAAGCUCCCUUACGCU
Symbiodinium pilosum is the source of this 219-nucleotide messenger RNA. Lineage: Eukaryota; Dinophyceae; Suessiales; Symbiodiniaceae. The record is from the annotation of a GenBank genome assembly.